AUGAUAGUGAUUCCAUUACAAGUUGUUGCAAAUAUUGCACAGGUUGUGAUUGAUGAGACUGGGCCAUACGGUCAAGAUUGGAUGACAUGGAAACAGGUUUUCUUGCUUGUGGAUGUUGUUUGUUGUUGCGCUGUGCUUUUCCCGAUCAUUUGGUCGGUUAAGAACUUGCGUGAGGCAGCAAGGAUUGGCGGGAAGACUGCCGUAAAUUUAAUGAAGUUAACUUUGUUUAGGCAGUACUACAUUGUGGUGAUAUGCUACAUUUACUUUACACGGGUUGUGGUUUAUGCACUGGAGACAAUCUCAUCUUAUAAAUAUCUGUGGACCAGCGUGGUGACAGGGGAGUUGGUGACAUAG
This is a messenger RNA of Fraxinus pennsylvanica, 354 nucleotides long. The record is from the annotation of a GenBank genome assembly. NCBI's taxonomy places the organism in Eukaryota, Viridiplantae, Streptophyta, Magnoliopsida, Lamiales, Oleaceae.